AAACAGAAGGAAAAGAGCAAGGGAUAUGGAAAAGUGGGGAUAUUCAAGAAGGUGCAGGCUUUGAAUGAUAGAAAAAAGUUCCGAAAAUACCCUUCCUCAAAAGCAUAUACACCUCUUGUUUCAUCCAGGGUUAUAAUCGUCUAAUCGGCCGACCAGCUGGUCAACAGAAAAUACACAUCUGAUGACAUGUGUUACGUAAGGCUUCUGUAACGACGUUCAAAUUAUUUUUAUUUAAAAUAAAUAAUGUAGCCCGACGAGCGUAAUCCCACGAGAUUGCUUUUAAGUGCUACCUUGAGCUAAAGAUUUAGUCCUAAAUUAUCUCAGCUUUAGUUUAUUCACCAAAUCUAAAACCGAUGAAGGGACAUACAACUCUUCGGACACACUUUAAACUGUGUUAUGUCCUAAUAAGCAUGCUUUUUAUUCAUUAAAAUAUAAUCAGAAAUGUGAUCAGGUGAUGGAGAAUAUGAAUAUUUUUUUAGGAUUUUUAUUAUUUUAUUGUAGAUUAGUACCUAUGAGUUUCAAAACAAGUUGUUUGUGCUGACAACAAUAAUAUUCUAAUUUGACCUUUUUCUUUUUUGGGAGGAGUGGUUGGUCAAACAUGAGAAACAAGAAGGCGAAUUCGCAGAUAAGAAAAGGCAGACGCAUGCAUGGAAGCUAAAGUUGCAUGUGACGACCAACUUUGUCAAACUCUCUACCUUUUUCAGGCUUUUCGUAAACUUAUCAAACAUUUGCGAUCUAAAACAAUAUGAGCUAUACAGUUUUUCUCCAAAGGAACUUACUACUUUAAAUUUAUCAUUUAUAAAUAUAGAGAUGCUAGCAUGAACGCAUGCCAUGCCAAUUUGUAAAUUUCCAUACAUCAAGAACACUCUACAUUCUGAUGGUAGCAAGUAAACACUGGUUGGAACUAUAUCACAAUGAAUAGUGACUUCUUUUUAAACAACUUAUUCCAAGCAUAUUGAUGACUCCUUUAUUUCCUUUUUAAUACAAAUUGCCAAUUUUAUUAUAUCCCCAUUGGUCUAAGAUAAAUGAUUAUACGAAAUUCUAUUCUGAUUACAUAUUCCAAGUUCCAACUCAUGUGUGUGUAUAUAUAUGCCUAGCUAUGUUAGUGGGAUCAAUGCUCUAAUUGGAUUACAUUCCAAACAAAAUAUUCCUCCUCCCUUAUGAUCGUUUGAUAAUGAUAUUAUAUGUAUAGGUUGUUUAUAGAGGUUGAUUAGAGGAUUUGAGCAUAAAGCAAAAAUGGAAUAUAAUGGAUAACCACCGGCCAUAUCUAAACAUUCGACCUCAUCUCAACGUUACGGCUUGCCCAUAUAAUGUUGGCAGCAUCAAAGUUCUAAUUCGGCGUGACAAGAAGGAUAUAUAUCUCUUACAAAUUCCUUUAUUCUUUCUAUUUAACUGAAAAUUAUAUAAAAGAAAUAUUCGACUUUUACACUGCAGAGCAAAAUUUGAAAAACAUUAUGUAAACAUUAAAAAUAUUACAAUAUCCCGAAAGCUAACAACCACGGCUAUCAAAUCAAUUACUUUGUUAUCAUUUGGCAUUUAAAUUAAAUAAAAGAUAUAGAAACUCACCCUCUAUAAAUAGCAUGCAUGCCUCUUGUUCUAUCUCCAUUCCAACCUACUCACACACACUCUCUAUCUCUCUAACUCAGAAACACAAAAUGCAAUACAGAACCGAAACCCGUGGCUCGUUGUCCUACAACAAGGUGAACAACAUGGGAGUGUUUCCGUCGGACAGUCUCGUUAGGAUAGAGUCCAUGGCUGCAGAAAGUGCGGUGGUUAUAUUCAGCGUGAGCACUUGCUGCAUGUGCCACGCCGUCAAGGGUCUCUUCCGCGGAAUGGGAGUCAGCCCCGCCGUCCACGAGCUGGACCUCCACCCUUACGGCGUCGAUAUCCACCGAGCUCUCCUUCGUCUCCUCGGCUGUUCCAGCGGCGCUUCCACUUCUCCGGGGGGACUUCCAGUGGUAUUCAUCGGUGGGAAGAUGGUGGGGUCAAUGGAGAGAGUGAUGGCUUCUCAUAUCAACGGCUCCCUCGUCCCUCUUCUCAAAGAUGCUGGUGCUCUUUGGCUCUAAUCCCAAAGUCCACCUUCUACGGUUUUUUUUUCUCUUUUCGUGUUCUUGUUUCUUUACUUUCUUGGUUUCAAGAACAAAAAAAAAAAGAUUAGGUUAAUCAUAGUGUCGAAUUAGAGACAGUGAGGGGUGAAGUGCGUUUGUAUUAAGCAUAGCUCCUUGUCCAUCUUAAUCACACUAUAAUAUAUAAAUUAAGAUAGCUUAUCUCACGUUUUACAAGUUUGACUGUUAAAAAUAGCAAAAUUUGUGGUCAAAUUAAGACAAGAGCAAGGUUAUUUUCAU
Messenger RNA from Brassica rapa (field mustard), 2345 nucleotides. RefSeq names its product glutaredoxin-C8. The record is from RefSeq and is a predicted model, not a curated record. Lineage: Eukaryota; Viridiplantae; Streptophyta; Magnoliopsida; Brassicales; Brassicaceae.